Vigna unguiculata (cowpea) is the source of this 1608-nucleotide messenger RNA. RefSeq names its product UPF0481 protein At3g47200-like. NCBI's taxonomy places the organism in Eukaryota, Viridiplantae, Streptophyta, Magnoliopsida, Fabales, Fabaceae. The record is from RefSeq and is a predicted model, not a curated record.
CAUAAUAGUAAAAUUUCCCGAUCAUAAAAUCUCUUACCACGUACCCACCAAGCCUCUCCCAUCUACAUCCCCACAAAAAUAAAUUUCUUGUCACUAAACAAUGUCUGCAACUUCCAUUUCAAACCUCACCAUGGAAGAAAGGUUCCAGGAGCUGCAAAAGGCAAAGGAAACACCUUCACCAGCCCUGGGAAACGCCAAAAUCCAAAGAGUACCACCGCACCUUCUCCGCAACCGAAAGAAUUUCAACAAACACUACUCCCCAAAGUUAGUGUCAUUUGGUCCCAUCCACCAUGGUGAUCUCAAUCUACACCUGGGAGAACAGUAUAAAAAAAUGUGGGCAGCAGAGUACAUUGGCAGCACCAGAACAACCCUUCCAAAACUGCACAAAAAGUUUGUACAAAACAGGGAAUCCCUGAAGCCCCUCUUCGACGAGGAUAUUCUCACAAAAAAUGGCAGGUUUUCGAAGUACGAGGAACAAGGUUUUGAAACUCGGGAGGACAUGAUCAGUUGGAUGCUGUUCGUGGACGGGUGCGCCCUUCUGCACAUUCUGGAACAUGCGAAGCUCCACGAACCGGGUAAAAUGAACGUGAAGGUGGACCAGCUUGUGCUGGUGAUGCAGGACGCGCUUCUGCUGGAGAACCAGCUUCCGUUCCCGCUGCUGAAACAUCUAUGGAGGGACUCCAAAGAAGAGCUUAUCGAAAUUAUGAAAGGGUUUCUUCGUUGCCACCAUUGGGCCACCAAUGAAGAUCAGGUAAACUUUAGAGCGGAUUUCCCACAGCCUACUCAUCUUCUCCACCUUCAACGCUCUAUCAUCCUUUACGAAUCUCCAACUAAGACCGACAAGAAAGGAUUCUGUGUUCCAAAGCGCAACACCGGCAAGCGAAGCGAGACUCAAAAUGUUUCACCUCAAAAGCAAGACGACAUGGUAACAUACAGGAACAUAAAGGAGUUGAAAGCAGCAGGGAUUGAAUUCAUGUCAAGCAAGACUCGAAGGCCAAAAGACAUAUCUUUCUCCCUUGGAUGGUUUCAUUCAACACUGAAGCUUCCCGAGAUUGUUGUGGAUGACACAACAGCUGCUACUGUGCUGAACCUGAUAGCAUAUGAGAUGUGUCCUGAUUUUCAGAAUGACUAUGGGAUUUGCUCUUAUGUGUCGUUCUUGGACUCACUCAUAGACCACCCAGAUGAUGUGAAGGCACUGAGAUCAGAACGAAUUUUGCUGAACUCACUAGGGAGUGAUGAGGAAGUGGCUGAACUUUUUAAUACCCUUAGCACUGACUUAGUGCCUGACAUGGGAAAAUAUGCUGAUCUUAGAAAUCAAAUUGAGAAGCAUUACAAGAAUAAACUUAGGACUUGGUUGGCUCUUGGGUGUAGUACCUAUUUCAGCAACCCUUGGGCCAUCAUUGCAUUCCACGCUGCAGUUGUGGGUCUUGUCCUAACCUUUGUCCAAACUUGGUAUGCUAUUCGCCCACCAAAAUGAUAUCUUUGUUGCUGUUUUAUGUAUGAUUGGAAUGUCUUGGACUUAGUUAUGGAAUCUCCAAAAUUAUGGAUAGUGUCUUUAAAUUGGUUUCAUGGAUCUUUAUAUUCGGUGGCGGAUCUUGAUUAAUAUUU